AAAAAUGUUGCCUUACAAAUCAACAACAGUGAACAAUUUUGAUGAAUAUUUAAUUACAUUUCUUAACAAGGCAGACAACAGAAUCGCUCAACUAUUGGAAAGAUCAAAAAAAAUGCGAAAUGGUGGUGAAAAAGUUCAAAAGGUGAAGGCUGAUCUAGAAGAUCGUUUCCCAGGAGCAAAAAUUUAUUUUUAUGGAACGAGAUUCAUGCAACUUGGACACGACAAAAGUCAUUUGAACGCUUUCAUGGAAUUGGAAAAUUCAUAUUGGUUCACUCAGAAGCCCGAAAAGAUUGAAAAAUUGAUGGAAGAAGUUCAACAAUACUUCAAAUCAGAAUUGGAAAAGAACAAAAUUAGCGAGAAACAAAAGGAUAAGAAUAAACUUAGCGUGAAGCAAGAGGAAAUCAUGCCAUCUGAAUUAUGGACUAAACCCUUAAAUCUUUUAAAAACUCCCGUCCCAACUGUUCGUGUUACAUUACGAAAAAAUUUGCAAUUUGAUCUAACAUUCUCAAGUGGCUUGGGCGUUGAAAAUACAAAACUUAUUCAUCAUAUGUUUUCUCUUCAACCGGAAGCUUUCAAGAUUUAUCACUUCGCUCGUAUUUGGAUUCAUAUCGAAGAAUUUAGAUUCAAGCGAUACGUCGUUGCUUUGUUAGUUCUGUUCUUCUUGCAAAAGCAUAAAUUUAUGCCUUCAGUUGUGAUGAUGCAAGAGAAUGUGGAAAAAAAUUGUAUUGGACCUUGGAAUGUUGCAUUUAAUAAACAAAAAGGAAUUAAGGAUUAUGGAUUGGAAAGUAUAACCGAUUACAAAGAACACUUCGUUGAUUUCUUCGAUUUCUAUUCAACAUUUGAUUUCCGGAAAAAUGUUAUUUGUCCCUAUCUUGGUCGUGAAGUUCCAAUCAAGUCAUAUCCCACAAAAGAACCAGAAUUGAAUAAUUACGCUGAAGAUAUCAAAAACUUCUUAUUUGCUGAUGUGAACAUUUCAGAGCCUUUCAAUUUGAACUUCAAUGUUGCUUACAAUGUCGGAAAAAAGCGAUUACAAAAAUUUAUUCCGUUCUGUGCGCAUGCAGUCAAUUUAUUAGAAAAUUAUUAAUAAAUUGAAUUUGCUGUUCCAUUGAAUUGUUAAAUAAAUAAAACAUUUUCAUGCAGAAUAUUUUUUAAAGUUAGUUGAAAUAGUAUUAUCAAAUUCUUAGCAUUUGUGAGAUCCUGAUGAUGGCUAAUUUUGUCAC
Messenger RNA from Clunio marinus, 1220 nucleotides. Lineage: Eukaryota; Metazoa; Arthropoda; Insecta; Diptera; Chironomidae. The record is from the annotation of a GenBank genome assembly.